This is a messenger RNA of Truncatella angustata, 1026 nucleotides long. Its product is annotated as Ribokinase-like protein. Bases 1 to 1026 code for a protein of 341 amino acids. The record is from RefSeq and is a predicted model, not a curated record. Gene Ontology annotation, biological process: fructose metabolic process. The transcript is spliced from 5 exons. NCBI's taxonomy places the organism in Eukaryota, Fungi, Ascomycota, Sordariomycetes, Amphisphaeriales, Sporocadaceae. Gene Ontology annotation, molecular function: ketohexokinase activity.
AUGACGACACUCGUCUGUGUUGGGGCAUGCUACCUCGACACAAUUCUUAGGCAAGGGCACAACAUCGCCGAGACAUCCCGUCGCCUGGUUGCUAAUGAAAAACACAGUGUGCCCUACUUUCCCGAGGAAGAUUCAAAGCUACGAGCGACUAGUCUGAAAGUCCGCAGAGGCGGCAAUUGUCCCAACUCACUCGAGGUGUUGCAACAGCUUCUAGCCCAGCGUCCAGGUCACAAUGUGACACCGUACCUGAUCUCGGUGCUGCCGUCGAAAUCGUCUCAGGCGACAGCGAGUAUCAAAGCUUCCUUCGGAUCCGACUCGAUUGUUGAUUUGACUAGGUGCAUUUAUCGGGAGCAGCAUUCAGAUCCGGCGAGUAGCUACAUAAUACGUAGCGAGGACACGGGAUCCCGUACCUCGGUAAACUUUAAUGACCUACCAGACAUGACGGGGGAUGAAUUCCUUGCCGCAGCGAGCGGUUUGCAAGGCAGGACGUGGUGGCAUUUUGAGGGGCGAGUUCCGGAAACGACGUUAAGGUGCAUUAGACAUCUGCGGAAAGCAUAUCCGAACACCAAAAUCAGUGUGGAGGUCGAAAAACCGGGGCGGUCGGGUUUGGAAGAGCUGGCGUCCGAGGCAGACGUCGUCUUUUACUCGAAAGGUUGGGCUCAGGAUAAAGGCUACCAGACAGCCGAGGAAUGCCUGGAGGCCCAACGCAUCGUGGCUCGCAAAGCGUCUCUUCUCUUGUGCACUUGGGGGUCGGAUGGAGCGUCGUGGAUGUCACUUCCGAACAGGAAUUACUCGUCCUGCCCCGCGUUAUCUGCUGGGCAGACGGUUCGCGUAGUUGAUACAGUAGGUGCAGGUGACACGUUCGUCGCCGGGAUUCUUUUCGCCCUUCUGUGUCACCUUGAGGAUGGGGAUGUGGAGAGCACAGUCCGGUUUGCCGUGCAGCUUGCUACCUGCAAGGUUCAGAAGGAGGGAUUUGGUGGCGUUGGCCGAGAAGUAAUGGGAAGCCGACAGGCUUCGUUGGUGUGA